GUCAUGGUGCAAUCAUGUUUUUUUUAAACACCGAGAUGUGCUUUGUUACCCAGUUGACAAUUUAUUUGACAUUAAUUGACAAUUUUCUUUUUUAAUCAAACGCAAGUACAGGAAAAUUAAAAAAACCCUUAAAUAUGUCUCUCGUUUUAAUAAAAGAUCACAAUGAGAAUAUUUUCAAUGUUAUCGCAACUCCAACGGAUCAUGUUGUUGUGAAAGAAGAAGUGUACGAGAGCCACGCUUAUAAAAAGCUGUUAAGCGAACGAAAAGAUCCGAGAAAAAAUCAAAAACGUGGCACUUUUGGUUUACCACAUUUACCACGUCCCGAUCCACAUAAUUUUUUAAAAAAACGCACCUUCAAACCACCAAUGUUUCCUUUGGAUGUAAUUGAUCCGGAUCAUGGAAAGCAUCGUCGUGUAAAAGUUGCAAGGCUGAUUCCAACACCCAUGAGAGAUGAUGUGUUAAAAGAGCAAGAUGAGAAAUUAUCGCGUUGGAGACCUAAAAAUAUGAUUAAAAAAAACAUUGAGUAUGCCAUUAAAAUGAUUCCGAAAGUUCCAGAACGAGUUACAAUGAUUGAUAAUAAAGGUACAAGAAUUCCAUUAAAACCAGGUUUGGAACCAACGUUUGUUCCAACCCCUGCUUACGGAAAUUUGCCCCCUUAUUUGGAACAUUUGGCUAAACAGAGAGAAAAGAAUCGGUUAAAACAGGAACAAAUAGCGGAUAGUUUUCAACCGAUUUGUCGCUAUUUGAUAAGGGAUAAAAGGAGAUCUUUAUUGGAGGGUUUGAAACAAAAUUGGGCCGAGUUGCAAAGAUUAUAUUCCGUAUUACCAACUGUAACUGACACCAUACCGAAAAUAACACGAAAAUCGAAAUUAGAAGCGGAUUUAAAACAACUUGAGGCUGAUAUUGUUUUGCUCGAAAGACAUCCUUAUAUUUAUAUUUACCCUGAUGAUGAUUUGGAUAAAAAAGCUUAA
This is a messenger RNA of Onthophagus taurus, 971 nucleotides long. RefSeq names its product enkurin-like. Gene Ontology annotation, cellular component: axonemal microtubule; acrosomal vesicle. The record is from RefSeq and is a predicted model, not a curated record. NCBI's taxonomy places the organism in Eukaryota, Metazoa, Arthropoda, Insecta, Coleoptera, Scarabaeidae. Gene Ontology annotation, molecular function: calmodulin binding.